AUGUCCGCUGCCACCGAAGUGCAGGCUUUGCUCAGGUUUCUGACCAAAGAUGCUCGCAUACCUCUGGCCGAGGCGAUGCCCAAGAUCAAUGUGCUGCGAAAACUGCAACUGAAUACGCCCGAGGCCAUCUCCAAGGCUUCCGAAGAUGAUCUCAAGUCUUUGUUUGCUGAUGAAAAAGUGUUGAGACAGGUUGUCAAUGCGGCAAAGCGCGUCUCCAAUCCUAAAAAGCGCACAGCCAGUGCAUCGGUUGCUUCAGCCUCGAAACGCGUGAAGUCGAAGGCCGAAACCAUCGACGAUGAAGCUUCUCUGUCCCUUCCUCAGACGAGUCUCUCCGUUGACGAACUAGCUGAAGUCGUCAUCGAGACGAACCGAGCACCUUUGUUUCUCGCCUUUACCAUUGUCGUUCUUGCCUAUACCCAUCCUGAGCAACCAAUGUCAAGUAGGUGGAGUCUCGCGCAGGCCGUUGUCAGCGCUGGAGCCCAGAGCAAGGCCAAAUACCUGGGAUUAACAACAGGCCCUACAGCCGAAGAGGACGGCUGGGCAGUGGGACAGCCAAAGGUGAAAAUCAUGGGGCGAGAAGUGGCCGUCAUGCGAAGACAGGUGUUGACCAAAAAAGAGGACGAGCAAACUGCUCCAACUACCGCUUUCUGGGGCUUGGACCUGGAGACUCUUCGCAGGUCUAAUGGUCCGCUGAUAGCAGGUCAAAACGGCAAGGGCAAGAGUGGUCCACCGAUUUACAGACCUGAGGCACCGCUAAACUAUCUACUCAAGUCAAUGAUUGUGGUUGACACGAGCGCAGAAGCUGAAAAUGGGACGGAGACCCAAAAAUCCAGUGCCAAACAGGAGAAAGCAAAAGAUCUGGCUACAAGAAAGGAAGAGGCUGCGGCGAUCAUUGUCAAGGCCAUUGAUGUUGUCUGCCAGAGCUGGGCAUCUUCUUUGAGCAAGGAAGAAUUAGAUCGAAGGGCUCAGACAUGGUACACUCUGGUCAGGCCAGAAGUGGAUCAAGGCCAAGCCGGAUGGGGCCAAAGAGGACGAGUGCGCCUCGAAGACAUAUUGAAGUUCCGAAAGGGAUGA
Messenger RNA from Exophiala dermatitidis NIH/UT8656, 1074 nucleotides. RefSeq lists its product as uncharacterized. Lineage: Eukaryota; Fungi; Ascomycota; Eurotiomycetes; Chaetothyriales; Herpotrichiellaceae. The record is from RefSeq and is a predicted model, not a curated record. The transcript has a single exon. Bases 1 to 1074 code for a protein of 357 amino acids.